Molecule: messenger RNA, 3919 nt
Organism: Fomitiporia mediterranea MF3/22
Lineage: Eukaryota; Fungi; Basidiomycota; Agaricomycetes; Hymenochaetales; Hymenochaetaceae
Exons: 5
Coding region: 80-2881 (933 amino acids)
Biological process (GO): regulation of DNA-templated transcription
Cellular component (GO): nucleus
Molecular function (GO): DNA-binding transcription factor activity, RNA polymerase II-specific; transcription cis-regulatory region binding
Source: RefSeq, a predicted model, not a curated record
CCACUGCCCCUUGCUGUAUCCAUCUACCCACUCUGCUUCCGCUGCAUUCUCAAGUCCAACUCUCUUCUCCUCGUCCGCCAUGGACAACUACUCUCACCAUAGCCCGCACAACCUAGCCCCGCGCUACUCUCAGCUCCCGCAUAGCCAACAGCAACAGCAGCAGCACCCGCUCAGCCAACACCAGCCAGCGGGACCAACGGCGGGCGGGUUUUACCCCGUGCAGCGCCCUUCUAUCGACGUUGAUGCUCUCGCCGCAGGCGUUCAACGCUACCUCCCUGGCCGUCCGCAAACGGGUUACAACAACUCGUAUAUCGCCCUUCCGCCCGGUGUGGACCCGGCAACCGUCGAUUUCCGUACGUUCUACCCGUACAAUCCGUCCGAGGUCAAGCACCGCAAGCGAACGACGCGUCCCCAGCUCAAGGUGCUCGAGGACACGUUCAAACGCGAGACGAAGCCAAAUGCCGCGCUCAGGAAGCAGCUGGCUGCUCAGCUGGAGAUGACCCCGCGUGGUGUCCAGGUCUGGUUCCAGAACAGGCGCGCUAAGGAAAAGACUUUAGCAAAGAAGGCAGCAUCAUCGUCUGCCAAUAAUGGCAGAGACAGAAAGUCAAUCAGUCUGGGUGCCCAGAACGGAGAUGCCAUAGACGACGCUGACGGCGAUGUUGAUUGUGACGAUGGUGAUACCGCCGCAGAAGAUGACAACCCCAACAGCGAACAGGUCGCACAACCUGCCAAACAGACUCCAGGCACCGAAAUCGCCCUGGAUGAACGCAAACGCUCUCACUCGUCCUCCAACUCACCCGAGAGCACCUCUCCAGAGCUUACCCCACCCAACGCCCAUGCUGAUAUUGCACCGCAUGUGAAUGUGAGCCCUGAUGAUGACAGCGCUGCCAGACAGCCUGAAGUGAAGCAGAACAUGGAAAUGCCCAUGUCUGGCUUCCCUCCAUCCUCAUGGCAGGGACCGCCGCGAUCGAUGAGCCGCACGCCAACGUUGGGCAUGGGGCUGGAGCAGGGAGCCGAGUUCACAGGCGAAGCAGGAUUUGGUGGUAAUGGUUUACAAGCGAUACCCAUGCAGGAUCACUACACGCGACGCCCAUCGCUUCCGACGCACCUUGGCAUCGGCCCUUCACGUGUACGAGCAGGCUACCUCGCCAGUCCACGGGCUUCGGCCUUGUCUUUGGGAGGUGGGGUCAACGCUGCUCGAAUGGUGGGCUACGAUCCGAACGCACGCAGGAUGAGCCUCGACCGCCUUGCGAGCCACCCCUACGCACAUGUCGCAGCUCAGGCGAACUCUCUUGUGUACGGCCCCGGCGCGACACGUUUCCGACCUUCCUUGCCUGCUACAACGCAUAGCACCCCGACCCUUACUCCACAGGCUCGGACGGCUGAUCUCCCGCCCGUUGAUCAACAACCGAGUGUCGAUAGUAACCAGAAUAGCAAUGGCGAUGGAGAUGCGGCCAGUGGGAUACCCGAACUAUCACUGCCGCCGCACUUGCAGCACUCAACUCCCGUUACGGACAUGCGACCGGAACUCAUGCACCGCCAAUCAUUACCUGCACACCUUGCCACACCCCAGCAAUUACCAGCAUCCACUGGCUUUGCAAGCCAGCCUCAGUCGGCGAGUGCUAUGUCCAUGCGUUUCCCCCGCCAGGGACAUGUCUAUACGCUCUCAGCGCGCAAUUAUCAGCCACCCAUUCCCGGCCCUCUUCCGAAUCCCGACUUCUCGUUUGGUUCCGUUGGCAAUGGCGAGUGUGAAGGCGCACAGACAGAGGGUUCUGGUACUCCAGACCAGCAGCUGCAGUCAUCGCUUAACAACUUCCAGUUCCCGGAAAUGGAGAAGGAUGACAAUGGUGCUGCGGGUGGCAGUAACAGCUUAGAUAUGGAAAUGGAUGGCGAAUCCCGUCCAACCUUACCGCCUGGAGGAUUAGGAGGCCGACCACCUGUAUUCUAUCGCGACUCUCAGGGCCUUCAUGGUGCUGCAAACCCAUACACGCCUCGCUUCGGGUCAAUUGCUAGUACAGCGAGCAUUGCAGACUCGGAGUCAAGCGUAACGAGUGGCGCCUGCUUCAGUAGCGAGGCUGGCAGUGGGUUCGACGUCCAGGUCAACUCGGCUGGUCACUCGUCCAUAGGAUAUAACGAUACGCGGAGAGGCUCAUGUACUGGGUCUAUGAUGGACAUGUUCUCUAAUCUCGACGUCCACAAUAGCUCCCAGUCCUCGCUGCCAAACUCCCACCACGAUGCCCAGAAAAAGGACCAGCACUCAUCGCAUGUGCCAAUCAGCAGGAGCAGCGAGUUGGCGCUUGCUCUCAUGCCGGAUGAUGACAAGACGUCAUCCAUGUAUGGUGGCGACAAUGGCAGUAACGUCAACGUAAACAUGAAUGACGCAUCGGAUGUAGGGGUGUACAACCGGGCGAGUAUGAGCUCAUCCGACCUUUCGCACGGACAUAGCGGACAUUUGCGUAGGCAUCCACUUGCAGCGUUGCCUCGAUCUGCUGGGUCAUCGCGCUCGUCACUCGGCUUCCGCUCCCGGCCAUUGCGGCUUGAAACAGACAAGAUUGACUUCAUGCAUAAUUUUGAUGCAGUGUCUGAAACGGGACAUUAUUCACCCGUGUCGCACCCAAGUCCUGCGCCCUUCGAAUUCCCGCUGAGUGAACAAUCGGGUGGCAGCAGUACUGCUCAUGGAAGUGACAGUCAUAAUGAUAGCAGAAUGGAUCACGAUGGCGGGAUGGUGAGCCAUGUACAGCACCAUCAAUACGGUGUCGACGAAUCCCGACAUGCUUCUCAACAGCAUCAUUCUGGGAUGUACGCACCGCCGCAUUCAGCCCCGUACUCAUUACAUGGCCAUUCCCAAGAAAACGUAGCGCCCUAUGGGUACUACAAUUGACCAACCUCUGUCUUUUCCCCGCAUAUUGGCUGAUGCUUGCGUCACAAUCUAACUCUCCUACCCUACCUUUACCUUCUUCCCUGGUUGCAAGGCUUCCGUUCUUGUAACCAACGGCCCUUCCCUAUUUCCCCACCUUCCGCCUGUCUCCUACGCUACAACCAACCUUCGUCAUCUUGCCCUCACGACUGCAAUUCCGAGAUUUUGGUCCCAUCCGGGUGAUUCCCAAUUCAAAAAUUAAUUUUUAUUACUAUUCGCGCCGAUGCCUUUAUAUGUACUUUAUAUUUUCCUCUUGCGCGCUCAAUAUCUUGGCUGUCCUAUUUCGUCUUAUCUAUUUGCUUUUCGUUCUGAUACUCUCUUUUUUUCCCUUAUUCUGACAUCACUUACUCGCCCGCUCGCUCACUUCUUCCUUUGUUAACUAACGCCUACGUCUGCUUUCUGUUAUUCGUUUCCCAGACGUUGUGUUCACUCUCACUUUUGUUACACGGACACUUUGGCACGAAUUUGCUUUGUUCAGUUGGAUCUCUAACGCCUGCUCACUCGUUUGGCUUUCCCCAAAUCACAAUCCAUAACCACAAUAACGACGCUCCUUUUCUUUCUUUCUUAUGUUUCUCAUCUCGUCAUACGUCAUACCACUUUGUCUCUCUGUGUGUUUGUUCGUCUGUCCGUCUACUCCCACUGGUAUUCUACCCCACGCAUUUUUUCUUGCAUAGUGAAUGUAAUUACCCACUUUUUUUCUUCACCCUCCCCGUUGUUCUAUCUAUCUAUCUCCCCAUCCAACGCAACGCAACGCAAUCCUUACCCUUGUUUUUUUCGUCGUCCCUCCUUAUGAAUCGCCCACCACCGCCCGUUCAGUCGCGAUCCUACCUGUACUCUACUGCAGGACCGUCUCGACUGUCUGAGAUUCUGGUGGUGCGAACAUAUAUCAAUUGGCUGGUUGACCUAGUGUUAUUUUGUUUGAUGUCUGCUGUACUUUGUUCUGUCUCCGUCUCCUUGUCUCCUUGUCUCCUUGUCUCUUAGUGUUUUAGUUUUCUAUUUCUG